ACCCGGAAGUUUUGCUUGUUCUCAGCCCUACGAAAGUUCCCUUUUCGUUAACUGCCGUUUCCUGCUCAUUUCCGUAGGUUCGGCAGGGAAAUGCUGGGUGCCAGGGGCGACCGGCUUUGUGCUUUGGGGCCUUAAGGAGCCCCUCCCCCUCCUUGCUCGAUUUUUUUUCCGGAGGGAGGAGGAACCUGCUUCGGAGCGCACGCGCCUCCGCCGCGGCUUUUGCAGUCGCUGCGGAGACCACUCGUGUCCGAGCUCUGGAAGGCGGAGCGGGCUGACGUUCCGAAGUCACCAUGGCGACCUCGGCCGGAUUGGAGCGCUGGGUGCAGGACGAGCUGCACACCCUGCUGGGCUUGAGCGAGCGGCAUGUCGCGCAGUUCCUCAUCGGCACCGCGAAGCGCUGCGUCACGGCCGAUGAAUUCGUGGAGCGAUUGCGGGACACGGGGACCUUGGACUUCAGCGGGCCGGCUCGAGACUUUGCUCUGAGGCUCUGGGCCAAGGUUCCACGGAAAGCAGUUGUGGAAAGACCAGCCCGAGUAGCAGAGCGUGAGGCUUUGGCUUUGCUAGAGAAGAACCGUUCAUACCAGCUUCUGCAGGAAAGUGAAGAGAGUGAUGAAGAGAUCCAGGGUCCAGUGAGAAGUGGAUCCUUAAAAAAGAACAAGAAACGGAAACAUCUUAGAAAGAAAACCCAGGAAGAGGACGACGAAGAGCAAGACUCUGAGGAGGACAAGAAAAAGGCAAGAGUAAAUGAGACCAACAAGAAGCAGAAACCAGAGUCAGAAGAUGAGUGGGAACGAACUGAGAGAGAACGACUUCAGGACCUGGAGGAACGUGAUGCUUUUGCUGAACGUGUACGAAAGAGGGACAAGGAGCGAACACGAAAUAUUUUGGAACGGUCAGACAAGAAGGCAUAUGAGGAGGCUCAAAAGCGCCUUAAGAUGGCUGAAGAAGACCAGAAAGCAAUGAUACCUGAACUCCGAAAGAAAUCUAGGAGAGAGUAUCUUGCAAAGCGGGAACGUGAGAAACUGGAGGAUCUGGAGGCAGAGCUGGCAGAUGAGGAAUUUCUUUUUGGAGAUGUGGAGCUGAGCCAUACUGAAAGACAGGAACUCAAAUAUAAGAAGAAAGUACGGGAUCUGGCCCGAGAGUACAGGGCAGCUGGAGAGCAAGAGAAGCUAGAGGCAACAACUCGAUACCAUAUGCCAGAAGAAACUCGUGGACAACCAACUCGUAGAGCAGAACUGGUGGAAGAAGAGUCAGGAGCUCCAGGCGAGGAGCAGAGGCGUUGGGAGGAGGCUCGUUUAGGGGCAGCUUCCCUCCGAUUUGGAGCAAAAGAUGCUGCCCCCUCUGAGUCCAAGUAUCAGCUGGUGCUAGAAGAAGAGGAGACCAUUGAAUUUGUCAGAGCCACUCGGCUUCAGGGUGAUGAGGAACCAUCAGCUCCACCCUCUUCUGGGGACCAACAGAAGGAAUCAAUCCAAGCUGUUCGACGUAGUCUUCCUGUUUUCCCAUUCCGAAAUGACCUUCUUGUUGCCAUUGCCAACCAUCAGGUCCUUAUCAUUGAGGGUGAAACAGGGUCAGGGAAGACUACACAGAUUCCCCAAUACCUCUUUGAGGAGGGUUACACACAAAAAGGAAUGAAGAUUGCCUGCACCCAGCCUAGGAGAGUGGCAGCCAUGAGUGUGGCAGCUAGAGUGGCCCGGGAGAUGGGGGUGAAGCUGGGAAAUGAGGUUGGCUAUAGUAUUCGUUUUGAGGACUGCACCUCAGAACGGACUGUUCUUAGAUACAUGACAGAUGGGAUGCUUCUGCGAGAGUUCCUUUCUGAGCCUGACCUUGGAAGUUACAGUGUGGUAAUGGUGGAUGAAGCUCAUGAACGGACUCUGCAUACAGACAUACUGUUUGGGUUGAUCAAGGAUGUUGCUCGAUUCCGCCCCGAACUCAAGGUUCUGGUGGCUUCUGCCACACUGGAUACUGCUCGAUUCUCAGCUUUCUUCGAUGAUGCUCCUGUUUUCCGGAUCCCUGGCCGCAGAUUUCCUGUUGACAUCUUCUAUACCAAGGCUCCAGAGGCAGAUUACUUAGAAGCCUGUGUAGUAUCUGUGCUGCAGAUCCAUGUCACUCAGCCCCCUGGGGACAUUCUGGUAUUUCUGACUGGACAGGAAGAGAUUGAAGCAGCUUGUGAGAUGCUACAGGAUCGCUGCCGGCGCUUAGGCUCCAAGAUCCGGGAGUUAUUGGUGCUGCCCAUUUAUGCAAACCUGCCUUCUGACAUGCAAGCUCGAAUCUUCCAACCAACACCCCCUGGAGCACGAAAGGUGGUGGUGGCAACAAACAUAGCAGAGACAUCUCUGACCAUUGAGGGAAUUAUUUAUGUCCUGGACCCUGGUUUUUGCAAACAGAAGAGCUACAACCCCAGAACUGGCAUGGAAUCCCUCACUGUCACACCCUGUAGCAAGGCCUCCGCUAAUCAGCGAGCUGGACGUGCAGGUCGAGUGGCUGCAGGGAAGUGCUUCCGCCUCUACACAGCCUGGGCCUAUCAGCAUGAGCUAGAGGAGUCCACAGUGCCAGAGAUCCAGAGGACCAGUUUAGGCAAUGUUGUCCUAUUGCUUAAGAGUCUGGGUGAGCCAGAUGGUGGAGUCUCCGAAGGGGUGGGUGAAAAGGGGAGAGCUGAAGUUAAGGCCAGAAUUCUGGGACACAAUCUUAAUUCUCCCCUUUGCUCUUCAGGAAUCCAUGAUUUAAUGCACUUUGACUUUCUGGAUCCCCCACCCUAUGAGACCCUACUGCUGGCUCUUGAACAGUUGUAUGCUCUUGGAGCGCUCAACCACCUAGGAGAGCUCACCACGCCUGGCCGAAAGAUGGCAGAACUUCCUGUGGACCCUAUGUUAUCUAAAAUGAUUCUAGCAUCUGAGAAGUAUGGCUGUUCAGAGGAGAUUCUUACAGUGGCUGCCAUGCUAUCUGUCAAUAACUCCAUCUUUUACCGUCCCAAGGACAAAGUUGUUCAUGCUGAUAAUGCCCGUGUUAACUUUUUCCUGCCUGGUGGGGAUCAUUUGGUGCUACUAAAUGUUUAUACACAGUGGGUUGAGAGUGGUUAUUCUUCUCAGUGGUGCUACGAGAACUUUGUACAGUUGCGUUCAUUGCGUCGAGCCCGAGAUGUACGAGAGCAGUUAGAGGGGCUUCUGGACCGUGUAGAAGUUGGGCUCACCUCCUGCCAGGGGGACUAUAUUCGUGUCCGUAAGGCCAUCACUGCUGGCUACUUCUACCACACAGCACGCCUGACUCGAAGUGGGUAUCGCACAGUGAAGCAGCAACAAACUGUCUUCAUUCACCCCAACUCCUCUCUUUUUGAGGAGCAACCACGUUGGCUACUCUAUCAUGAACUUGUUUUGACAACCAAGGAAUUUAUGAGACAGGUAAAACCAUCAGAUCCCUUUCCCAUUGAUUGGUGUCCCUCAAGUAGGCAUAUGGGAAAAGGCCAUCAUCCCAGUUGGUUUUUUUGUAUUUUAAGAAAAGGCAAAUACCUAUGGGACCUGUUCAGAAAUUUAGAAAGGAGACUCUUCUGGGUUAACUCCCAUCUAUUGCCUUCUCAAGAGCAAUUCCCUUAAGAUAUUGAAUCACAAGAAAAACUAGAUCUUCUAGGCUCUGGCUUUUGAGGACUAACAGCAAUGGCCCCAGUCUUUCUAAAAAUGUUAGAAUGUCUAAGUCUCCUUGAUAGACACAAUGAGGAAAUUAGAAACUAAUGUUGUGGGGUUUCAUAUUCUUCUUCCUUCUCUUACCAGGUUUUAGAAAUUGAGAGUAGUUGGCUCCUAGAGGUGGCUCCCCACUAC
Sarcophilus harrisii (Tasmanian devil) is the source of this 3809-nucleotide messenger RNA. It is a transcript of the gene DHX16, whose product is annotated as DEAH-box helicase 16. Gene Ontology annotation, cellular component: catalytic step 2 spliceosome; intracellular anatomical structure. The record is from RefSeq and is a predicted model, not a curated record. Lineage: Eukaryota; Metazoa; Chordata; Mammalia; Dasyuromorphia; Dasyuridae. Gene Ontology annotation, molecular function: ATP binding; RNA binding. The transcript has 18 exons. The coding region runs from base 291 to 3587 and encodes 1098 amino acids.